GCAACAAAGUUCAUCCGUACACACUUCCUCCUUUUCUCAGCUUCAAUCCUCAAUCCACUCAACUCUGAAUUCAUCGAAUCUCCGUCACUUUUUCUCACCAAAAAACGCACUCAGUGUCCGUGAAUGUGUUCAUUCUCGAAUUCCACAUUCAAAAAUUAUUCUCCUUUUUCCCAAACAAAAACCCCAAAUUCACUCUCUCUCUCUCUCAUAAAUAAGCCAAAACUUAAUAUAACCUCCAUCACUCAAAGAUAAGCUCAAAGUCAUAAUCAUUCACUCUCCAUCCUCCAAAAACACACACCCAGAGAAAGAAUCAGAAUAAAAACUCAAGAAUAUUCCUCUUUCUCUCCUCCCUAAAAAAACCGUUUUCUUCAUUUGUUUUUUUAAGGUACCUAUCUAAGCUUUUCGAGGAAAACAAGAUAAGAGAGAUGUCGACCUUAGUCUUAGAAAGCUGGGUUGUGUUCCCAUUUUUCUUCAUGUUCCUCACAAUCUACCUAAUCGGUUACUUUAUCAUUUUCCCCAAUUGGAGCCCUAAGAACCGACCCGAAUUAUCAAGCUGCCUGAUAUCCCUCUUUCACGGCACUCCGGCGGUGUUUCUCGCGGCGGCCGCCAUACUCGGCGACCCGAACCGCGGUUUCGCCGCCGCCAAUACAAGCUUCCAGAAGGUGGUCAUGGAUUACAGCAUCGCUUACUUCCUCAUGGAUAUGCUUCACUACAUAGUGUUCUUCCCCAACGACGUGCUCUUCAUCGCGCACCACCUCGCCACUCUCUUCGUGAUCCUCACGUGCCGUCACGUGGUCUCGCACGGGGCUUUCGCGGUGCUGGUGCUGCUAGUCCUCGCCGAGGUAACCAGCGCGUGCCAGAACGUGUGGACCAUCGCCGGUGUUCGCCGGCGUGAGGACCCACUCGCCGCCAAGGUGUAUGUUGCUUUGUCAGCGCCGUUUUAUGCGUUGUAUUCGGUGGUUAGGGGUUUUGUUGGUCCUUAUUUUGUGUUCAGAAUGAUUGUGUUCUAUGCUGGUGGGAAUGCGCGUGGUCUUGUUCCCUUGUGGGUUUGGGUUUCUUGGGUUGUGGUUGUGCUUAUGGCCAUGGGUUUUAGUAUUAUGUGGAUUUCGAACCUUUGGCUUCAGCUUUUUAGGGAAAGAACAAGGAAAUUAGAGGAGAAAAUUAGAUAGGGAUUGAUUUGUAAGCACUCAGAAUUAGCAGUGUUGUUCCUAUUUGUUUGAUAUUAUUGCUGAUUGUUAUUAUAAUGCUAAUUUAUUGUUUUCGGCGACAAGUUUUGGAAUUUCUGCGUUGGUUUAUUGUGGUUUUAGCCAAAUCAAUGUUUCUUUUAUUUUUAUUUUCUUUUUUUGGAUGCUGGGGAUGAUUGGUUGAUU
Gastrolobium bilobum is the source of this 1370-nucleotide messenger RNA. Its product is annotated as TLC domain-containing protein At5g14285. The transcript has a single exon. The record is from RefSeq and is a predicted model, not a curated record. Bases 426 to 1169 code for a protein of 247 amino acids. Lineage: Eukaryota; Viridiplantae; Streptophyta; Magnoliopsida; Fabales; Fabaceae. Gene Ontology annotation, cellular component: membrane.